This is a messenger RNA of Gasterosteus aculeatus aculeatus (three-spined stickleback), 3774 nucleotides long. RefSeq names its product TBC1 domain family member 20. NCBI's taxonomy places the organism in Eukaryota, Metazoa, Chordata, Actinopteri, Perciformes, Gasterosteidae. Gene Ontology annotation, molecular function: GTPase activator activity. Gene Ontology annotation, cellular component: endoplasmic reticulum membrane. Gene Ontology annotation, biological process: endoplasmic reticulum to Golgi vesicle-mediated transport; positive regulation of GTPase activity. The record is from RefSeq and is a predicted model, not a curated record.
AAGAAAAAUAAAUGUACUGGGUCAUAGUGGCAUGUAGCACCAAUGCAUCCUCAAUGUUCAACUAUUUGCCACAACAAAUGAAGGUGAUGACAUAAAACAGUAUUCAUUUAACAUUCAAUAACUAAUCUGAUGUAAUAGUAGACCCACAGACAAUUCUCAGCCCAAAACCCCCCAAUCACUGAUUGAGAAUCAGGUUUUGUUGUUGCCAAGUGUAUGAAUUACAGCAUUGCAAUAUGUGUUCCCUCUAGAAUCCAACCUAAUCCAGUUUUAGCCUUCUAGCAAUCUGCAGGAGAAUGUAUGUCUUUACCUAAAUUUAAAAUGGAUUUGUUAGGAUUAAAGCAUUGCAGGGUUAGAAUUUGCUGCCGUAAACAAUUUGUAUGCAACCAAGUUCUGCUCUAUCCCUUCUAUGUGUCGGAAAAUGACCCGAUAUCCAGGAAACUAGUCCCCAUAUCAACGUGAUGCUUAUGCAAAUAUUUAACGUAAGUAAAUGCAAUGCAAUACAUGCAUGCCUUAAUGUAUUAAAAUAACCCACUCAUAAAAUAAUAGGAUAUUAAAGUUGACAUUACACACACACAAACAAUAUUGCAUCUUUCACCUUGUGUUGUGUUUUACCACUACGAUUCAAAUGCUGUAAUGGUUUCUGUCCUUUUCUUGUGGUUGUGGUUUACAAUUGUAUCUUUUCACGCUUGGAAGCAAUAUUGCCCAUGUUAUCAUAAUAACACAGCAUUAUUUAACGUCUAUGACAAUACUCCAGUUUCUUACAGCCGUUGUAUAUAGCUUCACUUUCAAAAGUACGUCACGUUAUCGUCAACCACAUCUCAUUGCUCAAAUACGACGACCAAAAAAAUUGCAAUCAAGUCAAUUUGCGAACCAAACGGGAGCCAAUGGUAUUCGUGUUCUGUGUCACGUGUCAUUUAUGCCCAAUCAGAGCGUUGCAGGAUGAUCUCGCGUUAGGUUGAGUCGGAUACAGCUGUUGAGAGAACUGAUAACGUAUAGUCAAAUAUCGUCACUGUUUUUAGUUGUUUCGAAACAUAUUUUUAAUUUGUUGAUUUGUCUAUGGCGCAACACAACCUCCGUAAUUCGCUAAACGGCUUUUAACAGGAUGAAAAAGCUGAAGAGGAAGAAAGAAACCGCAGGAGUCGGGUUGAAUGGGACUGGAUCUGUCACCAGAGAAACAAAUUGCGGAAGAAAACAGAAGUUGGCAGAGAUCCACCAGGCUUUGUUCAGUGAUCCAGUGGACAUUGAGACUCUGAGGAGAGCAGCAGCCAGUAAGGGAGGACUGCUCACUAACGACGUGAGGAGGAAAGUCUGGCCCAAACUGCUGAACGUCAAUGUGUACGAUCUACCACCUAAACCCGGUCGAGAUGUGAGGGAGAGCCACAAGGACUACAACCAAGUAGUCCUGGAUGUCAGGAGGUCCAUGAAGCGGUUUCCCAAAGGCAUGGCAGCCACACAGAGAGCCGUGCUCCAGGAGCAGCUGACUGACAUCAUUCUGGAGGUUCUGAAAUGCAACCCUCAGCUUCAUUAUUACCAAGGCUACCACGACGUGGCCGUCACUCUGCUGCUGGUAGUCGGGGAGCGGAUGGCCCUCGCCAUGCUGGACACGCUGUCCAAUCACCACCUCAGGGAUUUCAUGGAUCCAACCAUGGACAGCACCAAACACAUUUUAAACUACCUGAUGCCCAUAUUGGAACAAGUUGAUAGAGAACUACACGACUUCAUGAUCAGAUCCGAGGUGGGAACCAUCUUCGCACUGUCCUGGCUCAUCACAUGGUACGGACACGUGCUGUCAGACUUCAAACACACCAUGAGGCUCUACGACUUCUUCUUGGCGUCGCACCCGCUGAUGCCCAUCUACCUCGCCGCCACGAUCGUGCUGCACAGAGAGGAGGAGGUGAAGAAGACCGAGUGUGACAUGGCCAUGGUCCACCACCUCCUCUCACACAUACCCCAGGACCUCCCAUACCAACUUUUGAUCGGUCGGGCCGAGGACCUGUUCCAGCAGUAUCCGCCGCCUCUACUGGCCAAGCGGGCCACGCUGCAGUCUCACAAGAGUCUGUCCAUCAGCACCUUUCAGGCCUUUCAGUUAUCCACCCUCCACCAGAGGCCCAACUCUGUUCUGCAACGCCUCACCAAAGAACGGGUCUCCAACUCCAGACACGCCUCUCGACACUCCGGUCAGGACGCAGCUCCGCCCCGAGACCGAGGCCAGCGGUGGGGGAGCGGCGACAGGAUGGUGAAGAUGGCAGUGUGGGGGCUCUCCGCCACGCUCGGGGUGGCCGUGUUCGCCGUGGCUCAGACGGCCUUGGGCUGGGGACCCGAGGUGUUACAGCAACUGUUCUGACGUGGCGGUGGGGGAUGUGGACUGACGCGUGGUGACAGCAGACACACGUCGGCUCCUAAACCCGUAGAGUCACUCCUAUAGACAAAGACUUGAAGCGCCUCCCUCCUGCUGAGAGGAAUCCUCGGACAAAAACAGGACUAGGUCCUUUAUCUUGCCAAACAGGUUGUUGCUACACAACCAUUACGAACAUAUGUACACCGCCAGAGUACCACAUUUGAGCUCCGACCGACUCUGAAUGGGCCUCCGACCGGUUGGGCCCAGCUCACUUUUAUUUUUCCAAAUGACCUCAAAUGGCCAACCUGUUUGGCAAAAAACAACCACGGGCAUGCAAAAUGACCGAGGAGAGACUCUAAUGCCUUUCAGUCGUUAUGCGACUGCUCCCGUGUAGGGGGUGCGGUGGGCUCGAACGUGUUUUAGCCCAAGGGCCCAUUGUCUCAUUAUCCAUCCGAGACACGUGUCUCUGUGCGUUUGUUGUUGGCUGAUCAUUUUGCUGAUAAGUCUUUCUCAGAUGGUCAUGCUUGUCUCGCUGUGUUUCUGGAGAUGGUGUUUCACGGCCCCCGUUGGCUCAGCAGUCGUAUCUGAGAGCUAAAAGUGCCCGUAGCCAGCGCGAUGACACAGGAAUACAAAUUAUUAAAGAGUGGUGUUUUCUGCUGAAAGCUUCCAGUUAUGAGUGAAGAAAGAGAGCGGGAGAGAAAUGGGAAAGAUGGCGGGAGAGAUUUUGCCUGUAAGCCACUUGUAUUAAUUGCUUUACUGCAGGUGUCAGCGAGUUACAUUAACAGUAGAGUUCCCUGCUGCCCAAAAUGUGAACAUUAUACACAGUUAGCACUCUGCACUGAAUGCACACAGUAGGUCCUUUUCAGAUGCAUUGAGGCUUAAGAUGCAGGAGGCAAUGGAAUACAUUUACAUCUGUUUUUUGUGUGUUUUCUGUGGCAGUUUUCUGGAUGUUGUGGCCUCGCACUGCUGAAUGAAUUUUCGGAAAACACCAGUACUUUUACGUUCCUGAAAUAUUUAUCAGGCUUGCCCCAACAUGCACUCUGAACAGCCAUCAAUAGAACUACAGUGCACUACAGAACACUCAGUUCUUCUGCAUCAUAUUUCUCUCCAGCAUUUUACAGCUAAAGUGAUUAUUUUAACAUUUGUGAGAAAUUGUGUUUUAUUUCACACAGCCGGUAGAUGUUGUUGCCACAAACGUAAUCACUGACUUUUGGCGCCUGAAUAGUGAUUAUUAAUAAUACAGGCAGUUUCCAACUGGGGUAGAUAUAUAUGAAACGGGGGGGUUCUCCAAACAGCGAUGUGUGCUCUGUGUGUCGACUUUGAUUCUGCAAUAUUUAUCAGCUUUCUACUAGCAUGUUGCCGAGUUGCAUCUAACACAAAUGAACCUGGGUCACAACACUCUCAAACGCCCCCCCCCCUCCCCCCUUCCAUCUCCC